ACCACCAUCAUCAAGAUUCCAUUUUUCGAUUAUUCAAUUAUCCAAAGAUAAGACUGAAGAAGGUUUUCUUUCAUCAAUUUCCAAAAACCCAAUUAACACAGAACAAUCAACAAUGGCGGUAACAAUUCUCAACGCCUACCGCAUUUCCGCCACUUCUUCAUCAUCCAUCUCUCAGGAUUCAACGGCGAAUCCUUCUCCUUCGUCAAUUCCGCCGCAAUCGCCUACCUUACCCACUAAAAUCAUACUUCCAAAUAAGAAACCGCAGAAAUGGUCAACUGGUGUAGCUCCUGGGGACUAUGGUGGACCACCCACUUCAACCAAACUUCGGAAGUAUUGGGGAGGUGAGAAAGAUGACCCUCUUACUUCCACUGAUUAUAUCUGGAACCGAGAUUUCAUGGAUCGAAUGAAGCGAUUGAUUCAGGAUCCAAAUGAAGACAUUGAAUCUCCCCCUAAGGAAGAGAUUUCUGGGUUUCUUAGUUUGAACAGAGUUAUGAGUCUUGACAGCAUGGAUAUUGAUUUGAGCAAGCAGUUGGCUUCACCAUCUAAAUCUGCACUACAACAGCAACCUGUAAUAGAAUCAGUCCAAAGGCGUAGACCUGUGUCACCGAAAUGGAAGCUAGCGCCAACAAGACGCGAGCAAGAGAAAUGGGACAGAGCCACUAAGGCUGCCACUGGAGGAAGUGAUGUGAUUCUCCGAGAAGGAAGCAAGCCUCGUGGCGAUCCAGUAAUCUUAGCUGCUGAAUCACGAGAGCAAUACUCUAAGUUGAAGAACAAACUACAGUUACUCACAAUGGGUGUUGGUGGUGUCGGUUUACUGUCAGCCUAUGUUUCAUAUUCUCCUGAAAUUACUGCUAGCUAUGGGGCUGGCUUGAUCGGUUCUUUCGUGUAUAUUCGCAUGCUUAGCACCAGUAUAGAUUCAAUGGCAGAUGGAGCUAGGGGUGUUAUCAAGGGAGCAAUAGGACAACCGAGGUUACUGGUUCCUGUUGCGUUGGUCAUGCUCUACAACCGAUGGAAUGGGAUAGCGGUUCCAAAUUAUGGAUUAAUGCAUUUAGAAUUGAUACCAAUGCUGAUUGGCUUCUUUACUUACAAGAUCUCCACAUUUAUACAAGCUAUUGAAGAAGCAAUCACAAUAGUUGAGAACAAGACCUAAUAGGGUAAUCCAAUCAUUUGUGUUGAACAUGUUGGUAACUGCUAUAAUAACACUAUCAUCAAUUAUUACAAGAUAGUUCUCUGUUAUUUUUUGUAUUAAUAUAGUUGUUAUACAAAAAUUACCCAACUUUCCAUUUC
Molecule: messenger RNA, 1287 nt
Organism: Impatiens glandulifera
Lineage: Eukaryota; Viridiplantae; Streptophyta; Magnoliopsida; Ericales; Balsaminaceae
Product: protein CONSERVED ONLY IN THE GREEN LINEAGE 160, chloroplastic
Exons: 9
Coding region: 113-1150 (345 amino acids)
Source: RefSeq, a predicted model, not a curated record